Molecule: messenger RNA, 1242 nt
Organism: Moneuplotes crassus
Lineage: Eukaryota; Ciliophora; Spirotrichea; Euplotida; Euplotidae
Source: the annotation of a GenBank genome assembly
AUGGGAAAUAUCAAUGAUAGACCACGGUUUGAGCAUGGAGAUAUCUACCUUGAACUCCAUCUACCUUAUGCAGUCUCCGGUGAAAGAUUCACAGGCAAUGUUCAUAUUAAUCUUUCUCAGCCAUAUCCGGUUAAAGCAUUGGAUAUUGGGAUAAAAGGCAAGGAAAAGAUUAGAUGGGACAGAAGAAGAACAACUACAGACACCUUUGAAACUGAAAGAGUCUGGAAAAGUGAUGAGCCUAUCUUCAAAAUCUUUGAGAUUUAUCAAUUUGAAGAUGCUGUUGCUCUCCCUGGCCAGUACACUAUUCCAUUUAGCAUCUUAAUACCAAAUGGAUUACCCUCAAGUGUUUAUUAUUCUGGGAGAUCUAAUUCUAAGGCAGUUAUUGAUUAUUCUAUCAAGGCAAUCAUGAGGCAACCAAAAGGCACAAUGGCCAAAGAGAUGUCGUUUAAGUCUUCUCUAACAAUGCUUGAGGAGCCUCCACAUAUUUCUCAAAGUAUUAGUGAUUCCGUAGAGGCUCCCAUCAUGAGCGGAUGAGGAUGCGUCAAUAAUGGGACAGUCAAGUUUAGAGUGAGGUUCCCUAAAGACUCAUAUGCAAUCAAUGAGGUCUGAAAUCUUCAAUGAAGUGUUGAUAAUUCCCAGUGCAACUUGCCAGUCCAAAGUAUUAGAGUGAAAAUAAAGCAAUACGUCAAUCUUAGAGGACCCUUAUGGCAUACUCUAGAUAGAUCCUAUACUAAAUUAGAGAAAGAUUGUGAUGGUGUUGAAGCUAAUCAAUCAACAGGAGAAUUCGGUAGAAACAUCAGCAUUGACUUAAGUUCCAUUCCAGGAACAAUCAACGAAGGGAUAUUUCAUGGAAUAGUUACUGAUCUUGAUGAAGAACGUGAAUUAACAGAAUAUAUCCAACCUUCUACAAAUGGUAAAUAUACUACAAUUUCAUAUAUCCUGUCUGUAAAGCUGAUCUACAACGUAGAAUGUGGAGAGGCGCCAGGGUGUGAAAUCCCUCUUUAUAUUCAUGCUGCUAAACUCCCUCCUCAAAAUCUUAUUCAAGCUCCAGAAGGAUGGAAUCCUGUGAUACUAGGAGAUGAACAGUAUGGAUUGCCUGUCGAUCCUCCAGAAGGAUUACUAAUCCAAGACGAGCAUUCUGAUAUCUCCUUGCAAGCACCUCUCCCAGCUGCAGACUUUCCAGCUCAUCCUGCAGCUCCAUUGAAACAAAAGAAGGAAGGGCUUGAGGAGACACUUUUGUAA